AUGCUGUCAAAGAGCAUGGGCAGGGCAGGGCGAAAAGAGCCAAUGACAUCAUCCGCAGAAGGAGGGAGAGAGAGAGAGCGAGUAUGCGAUGCAAUACAAGUGGCCCAAGGCGGCGUGAGGAAGGAGGGCUUCUUCUCAUACUCACGCGGGAGCCAGGAGCAGCAUCACAACGGCGCGGCGUGCGUGCGGAACGGGAGCACUCCCACUGACUUGCAUAUAAGACUCCGCCUGGAACAUUCUCUUGCCCCCCCAACCCCUAUCCCCUCCCUCCCCUCCCCCUCCCCCUCCCUCCACAUCCCCAACACUGAGCUACUUCAGGUGGAUCAUCCGGGCAUGCUCCUUAAGCCAAAGUAUGACCGCUUUCGCAACGAGUCUGUGACUUCUUCCUCCGAUGACCUGAUGCAGAGCUUCGCCAUGAGCGGCAAAGUCGUAGCCACGCCGGCGACCCCCUCCUCGGCCCCCGGCCUCCCCCUGCCUCUCCUGGACUCCGCCGCCAGGUCCUCCGGAGCCGCGGCUCUGGCCGAGUCGCCCUGCCUGGACGGAGAGCAGGACGGCACCACCACCUUCUGCAUGCUCAUCCCCAAGAUGCCGCAGUGGAAGUUCUCCAACUCCUUGCUGAGCCGAAGCCCGUCCAACUCCAGCUCUAGCUCCAGUUCCAGCAAGGACUCGAGCAAAGCCGCCCACCAAGCGUCCCCUUCCUCCUGCCUCUCUUCAUCGUCCUCACACAGGCACAGCGGUGCGCCUUCAGCCAGCGGUCCCGUUGCCAGUCUGGCCGCCGUGCUCAACUCGUGUGACCCGGUGUGCGUCACCCCGUGUUCUCUGCAGGCCAUUCGCGGGCAGAGAGCGCCGGCGCACUCCGGCCAAGGAUUCGAGGAGGUCACGGCCGGCCCCGGUGGCUCCGGCGGCGGAGGCUGCAGAUCGGGAAUGAGUCGCAGGACAAGGGUGGAGGGCAUGUGGCCGAGCGGUGACGAUCUAAGCCAGAAGGGCAGCUUCGUCCACAAACCUUCCCAAGGGUGGCUGCAUCCGGACAAGAAGAUCGCAGGACCGGGAGCCUCUUACAUCGUCAGGUACAUGGGCUGCAUUGAAGUGCUGAAGUCAAUGCGCUCCUUGGACUUCAACACGCGCACUCAGGUGACUCGGGAGGCCAUCAACAGGCUCUGUGACGCUGUGCCAGGUGGAAAAGGUGCAUGGAGAAAGAAGGCUGUGAACAAAGCUCUUCAUUCCAUCAUGGGAAAGAGCAACCUGCGCUUCGCCAGCAUGAGCAUCGCUGUCAAUAUUUCCAUUGACGGACUGGGUCUGCUCAUUCCUACCACAAGACAGAUGUUAGCACACCACCCUAUGCAGUCCAUCUCAUUCGCCUCCGGUGGCGACACAGACACACCCGAUUAUGUCGCCUACGUGGCCAAAGACCCAGUCAAUCAGAGAGCGUGUCAUAUUCUGGAGUGCUCGGACGGUUUGGCUCAGAGUGUCAUCGGUACUAUCGGCCAAGCCUUCGAGUUGAAGUUUAAACAGUAUCUGCACAGUCCACCCAAGACUCUGACGUCUUUGGACAGGUCCUUCAGGACAGAGGAGCCGGCGUGGGGGGAGGACGACGACUUUUCCGAGCACGACUACUACAACAGCAUCCCGGGCAAGGAGCCUCCUGUCGGGGGAGUGGUGGACUCCAGACUGCGGCCCAGCAAAUCCCAGCUUGCUCACAUCCACACACAACCGCAAAGCAGGGCAGCACAACAGAUGGGUUCACCAGCGAAAAGGGAGCAAGCAGCUCACCAUGCAAGUCAGCUCUGCUAUGAACUUCAUUGGGAAACCGAUGCGACCAGUGGCUCAGAUGGUUACUUGUGCGCUGAUGGCCAACUACCUGGCAUCAAAGACUACGAGGAGCAUCAGUAUGUGAACACACAGAGUUUGGAAAACUUGGAUUCUUUGGCUCAAGGCCCCGAUGGACAGAGGGGGGCCAGGGGCCCUGACAGUCCCAAGAAGGACCUCUUUGACAUGAGGCCCUUUGAGGACGCCCUAAAACUGCACGAGGCAGGCGGCGCUACUGCGGUGGAAGGCGGAGGCGUGCAGCUACCGGAGCACCAGUGGCCGAGCCCACCGCGGCGCCGGGCCCCCGUGGCCCCGAAUGAGGAGCAGCUCCGGCGGGAGACCUGGUACCACAGCCGCAUGAGCCGGCGGGAUGCCGAGAAACUGCUGGUCCGAGACGGAGACUUCCUCGUGCGGGAGAGCACUACCAACCAGGGCCAGUACGUGCUGACGGGCAUGCACUGCGGCCUGCCAAAACAUCUGCUACUGGUGGACCCUGAGGGAGUGGUCCGGACCAAAGACAUGUUAUUUGAGAGCAUCAGCCACCUUAUCGCGUACCACCUGAAGAACGAGCUGCCUAUCGUGGCGGCCGAGAGCGAGCUCCACCUCAAGCAGGUGGUCAGGAGGAAACAAUGAGCCAUCUGCCCCCCCCCCACCACCACCACCUCCCCGCAAUGGGACGUGCAAACCAAAAGGGGGUUGUUUAUCCCAAAUGGACACUUGUGUGACAAAUGACGGCGUCGAAGGAGAGUGAGACGCCGUCGCCUUUUGGGAUAUUCAUAUCAUCAAAACUGUCCCUGGUCUUGUCCCCCAGCAUGCAGCUAGUAAGCUAAACAAAGGACCUAAAAGACUUCCAUGUCUAUUGUAUAGUUCCUGCUCCUGCCCUGCAAUGACUUACCUCACCAGUUAGUUGCACAAAUGCGACGCAAACCUAAAUCACAUGAGAUUCUGCCGCUGUGGUUACAUGGCUCUGAUGGGACAAUGGAGGAACAAAACUUUUUUAAAAAACUGAGUACACAGUUUGUAUGUCUCCCUGCUAACCAAAAGCAGCAAACCUGCAACGGUGGACAGACACAAUAUAUAAUCUAGCUCAAUGAGUCAUGCUUUGUAUUUUGUCACAUAUGGUGCACACUCACUGGCCACUUUAUUAGGUACAUCUAGUCAGUCCCAGGAAUUGAGCUCCAAUGUACAGUAUUAGAAGUCAGUCUUUACCAAGGUCAUAAUGCUCAAUUUUAUACAACAAUGUGUUUAUUAAUGUUUCCUUGCAGUGGUGUAGAACUGCACAUUGGAACCAUUCUUCUGGUAAAAUCAGGUAAACUAAACUAUUAUAUUUAUAGUAUUAGAUGUGAUUAAUAAAUGAUAGUAAUAAAAUAUAUACAUAAUAUUAAUAAAGAAACAAUCAAUAGUCGGAAUAAUGUCUUUGAUUUGAUUUCUAUAUUCUAAUAUUUGAAGAAAUAACGAUGCUAAAAUAUUAGAAAAUUAUGAAAGGUUUAUGAAGAAUAAAUUAUAGCAAUGCUAUACAUACUAAUAAUUAGGAAACAUAAACAAUAAAUAUUAGUAAUAAUAACCACAUCACUUUGCCUUAAAGUCCACUAUCUUAACGCUAACACACAAUGGGAAACGCCAUAGACGGGUUAACGAAUAGUUGUGGUGUCAGUGUUAUAACCAGUCAAGCAACAGAUAUUUGAACCCAAAUGGUGGAGCAACAUUUGCAGACAGAUAAUAUAAUAAUACUCACAGGCAUAUAUGAAGAAUGACUAAUAUUAAGGAGUAGCACAAUGUCUAUUGAAUUGAAACAAAAAAUUGGGACAAAAAUGGUUUGUCUUUAAAUUCUUUUUAAUUGUGCCAUUACUGUUAAGUUUUUAUAAAGUGCAAUUUUCCAAAUUAAAAUACACAUUACAAACUUUUUUGGGGGGAGGCUGGAACAGAUUAAUUCAAUUUCCAUGUAUUUUAAUGAGUAAAGAUGAUUUGAGAUACUAGUGAAUUGAGUUACAAGCUUGGUCGCAGAAGAAAAUAAACCCAUAUCUCAAGGUAUUUAGGGGGGAAAAAAUGUAUUAAAUACAAUUAAUAUAAAUACUGUAUAGUAAGAACUUGGCAAUGUAUAAUUAAUAUUAAAAAUAAAGAAAUGGAAAAAUAACAACAGCACAAUUAAUAAUAUUAAUUUAAAAUGGAUUACAAAAUAGGCCAAUAUUUUAAGUUCUUGUCAGGGUAACCAAAAUAUGAGAAAGAGCUCUCAGUUUGAUGCAUUACAGUCGUACACCACAGCAAAAAAAACAAAACAAACAAACAACAACAACAAAAAACUCUCUCGGACUUUAUCUCCUGAAAUUGUGUUGGUGUACCUAAUGAAGUGACAAGUGAGUGAAUUAAGAACCCCCCACCCCGGCCCUCCCCACAGCCUGUCCAACUUCAGUGCCUUAAUAACCAGACAGGGACAGGCAUUUAGUGUACAGAAUGUGCGUCGUCGUCCCUGUUGCAAACAGACUGUUUUUUUCUGCAAUGCCAAUGAAUGACUGUACGAACAUCAGGAUGAUUCUGCUCGUGUACUCGUAAACAGGAAUGUAAGCUGCUCAUUUUAGGGUCAAUACAUAAUAAUCAUGUUCCUUUGUGCCCCCCCCCCCUCCCCCAGUUGCUAAACCCCUUUGGGUCAAGUCAUACAAAUAUGGAUUACAUCCUGACCUGAUGUUUUCUUUGUCCCAGGCUCAGGCAAACAUGUUUUUACUUUAUAGCUUUAAAUGGCUUCUUGUGUGUUUCAACUCUAAACUUGAGCUAUGGAGAUAUUAGUAUGAUCUUCCGCUGCUCCUGGCUGCAGUUUCAUUGUAUGCACCGCCUUUAACGGCCUUAUCACAACUUGCAUUUUCCUUUCUUUCUCAGGAAUCUCUUGUCUUUGCUUGAUUGACAACGUCCUUCUCAAUAAAAGUCAUCGAAAA
This is a messenger RNA of Phycodurus eques (leafy seadragon), 4733 nucleotides long. RefSeq names its product SHC (Src homology 2 domain containing) transforming protein 2 (gene shc2). Bases 1 to 2439 code for a protein of 812 amino acids. NCBI's taxonomy places the organism in Eukaryota, Metazoa, Chordata, Actinopteri, Syngnathiformes, Syngnathidae. Gene Ontology annotation, cellular component: plasma membrane. Gene Ontology annotation, biological process: cell surface receptor protein tyrosine kinase signaling pathway; intracellular signal transduction. The record is from RefSeq and is a predicted model, not a curated record. Gene Ontology annotation, molecular function: receptor tyrosine kinase binding. The transcript has 13 exons.